Messenger RNA from Haemonchus placei, 291 nucleotides. The record is from the annotation of a GenBank genome assembly. Lineage: Eukaryota; Metazoa; Nematoda; Chromadorea; Rhabditida; Trichostrongylidae.
AUGUCAGCCGCGAGAACAGCUCAAUCUGUUCGAAUGCUACAUGAUGAUGAACGUGACCUACCGAAAAGUGAAUGGUUCCACACUGUACUGAUUGCUUUGGUUGUUACCAUUUGCUUCAACAUUACUGUACUCUCCUACAGAUACUAUGCAGUAAUUCGACGAGAAAAACUGGAUAGGCAAAUGAAAAACAAAGAACUUGUCACGGAGCAGUGGUAUCUUGAAAAAGAGGUAAUCAAGAAGGAAGCUGAAAAUCGUCGCAAGAAGAGAGAAGCUGCCAAAAAACUCAUAUAG